CGGAGAGUGCUGACAGAGGAGACGCGCUGCCCGGCCCGGCCCUGAGCUGCCCUGCCCUGCCCUGCCCGGCGAGCGCUGCGAGGGAGCCCGGCGCGCGGAGCGGAGCCAUGGCGGCCGGUGGUCAUGAACCAUAUGUAGAAAUAAUUGAACAACCCAGGCAAAGGGGCAUGCGUUUUCGUUAUAAAUGUGAAGGACGGUCAGCAGGGAGCAUUCCAGGAGAACACAGUACAGACAAUAAUCGAACAUACCCAUCUAUACAGAUAAUGAAUUGCUAUGGGAAAGGAAAAGGAAAAGUGAGAAUAACUCUGGUAACAAAAAAUGAGCCAUACAAACCACAUCCCCAUGAUCUAGUUGGAAAAGACUGUAGAGAUGGCUACUACGAAGCCGAGUUUGGUCAGGAACGCAGAGCUCUGAUUUUUCAGAAUUUGGGGAUUCGAUGUGUAAAGAAAAAAGAAGUUAAAGAAGCUAUUAUUUCACGAAUUUCAGCAGAAAUUAACCCUUUCAACGUUCCAGAACAACAGCUACUCAACAUUGAAGACUGUGAUCUCAAUGUGGUAAGACUCUGUUUUCAAGUUUUCCUUCUUGAUGAACAUGGCAAUUUAACAUCAGCUCUUCCUCCUGUUGUGUCCAACCCAAUUUAUGAUAAUCGAGCUCCUAAUACUGCAGAAUUAAGGAUUUGUCGUGUAAAUAAGAAUUGUGGAAGUGUCAGAGGAGGGGAUGAGAUAUUCCUACUCUGUGACAAAGUUCAGAAAGAUGAUAUAGAAGUUCGAUUUGUGUUGAAUGAUUGGGAAGCUAAAGGGAGCUUUUCACAGGCAGAUGUACAUCGCCAAGUAGCCAUUGUAUUCAGAACUCCACCAUUUUACAAAGCCAUAACAGAGCCGGUAACAGUAAAAAUGCAGCUCCGAAGACCUUCAGACCAGGAAGUGAGUGAAUCCAUGGACUUUCGAUAUCUGCCAGAUGAAAAAGAUCCAUAUGGAAAUAAAUCAAAGAAACAAAAAACAACUUUAGAUUUCCAGAAGCUGUUGCGAAAUUGUGUUACUUUUCCAGAAAGACCGAAAGCUGUCCCUCCCCGAACAACUGGAGAAGGAAGAAUCAUCAAAAAAGAAAUGCAAAGAACUCCAGGAACUAUGCAUCAAGUCCCACCUUACUUUUCUUCACCACUUGUGUCAAGUUCAAAUGCAAUGUCACAUCCGACUUCAACUUUACCUUCAAUGGUACCUUAUCCUUCUUCAAGCUGGCCAUCAGGAACUCUUCCUACAUCAGUAAACUCAAUUAAUACACAUUCAUCAAAUGGCUUUUCAACAGGGGCCCUUCCCUCUGGUUCACAAAAUAGCCGGUCAUACCUGGAAAUAGCUGUUCCAGGUAGCCUAGAUACUUCUGAUCCUUGUCUUUUUAACAAUGGUACAAAUGGAAUUGGAACUCAGUCCCUGUCACAGGCUGACCUUUUUAGUGUUAAUACCAGCAUGUUGCAGAAUCGUCCUAUGAAUAUUCCAAUAUCUGGCAACGACAGCAUGAUGGAGACUGAUGUGCACUAUGGGAGCAUGAACCUUGAAAGUUCAUCAUAUAACUCAGGGUUAAACCCAAGAGACUACAGGAGGCCACUCCAUCCACCGUCUUCUACCAGGGUAUCCACAGCAGGCCCCAGCGCCAGUCCUACUCUCUUUGUUUCACAGUCAGAUGUAUUUGAGCCAGUAGAUUUCAGUUGUCUAGAGAACAGUACAGUAAGUGAAUCAAAAUCAUCAGGCAAUCCUAAUUCAAACAACCCAAGUUUUUUGCCUAACAGUCAGUGUUAUGUUAAUGAUAAUAUGCAAAGUGAAGAUCAUUUUAAUUCCUUUGAAGCCACUUUAGACUUGUUUAAUGCAGAACUUGUCUAAUUAAAAUGGAGUUUGUAUCCUUUAUUCAUAUUUGUAGUCAGUUUAAGAUUCUGUUUUGAAUCUUAAGAAACAUUGUUUUGUACUCAUCUUAUGCACUGGAGCCUUGCUAUAAGUCUCCUAUAGUGUGAAUUUGGUGUCUUUGGUGGCUCCUGUCCAGAGGAGGUUGCCAUGGAAGUGCCCAAAGUAUUCCUUACAACAAAGUUUCACCUUUGGCAUUGGUUUUACUGAAGGAACUACUUGAAGAGGGUGCUUAUAUCCAGGCUCCAGUACACAAGCAAAUAAGCCUCACAAACUAUAUUUUAGAAACAUUUUACUGUAAUGACUUUAUACAUACCUAUGCUUUUUAAUGAAUGGAUUCAGAUUUGCUUUCAAGCAAAUUUUACAUAGAUACUGUAAUGACCAUGUCAUUGAAAAAAACAUUUUCAGCAUUAUUAUAGGCAGUAGGUGACCCCUAAGGGGUCUCCUAUGGCUUUUUGGUAUAAUGUGUAGAAUUCCUGGUUGUUAAUAAAGCCUGGACCCGAAAGAAAAAUAGAUAGAGCAUUGGGAUCACCUGGAAUAGGUAGCAAGUUCCCAAGAAAUUACACUUGUUUCAUGCCUGGCUCUUCAUUGGAUAAAGCUGUGUCUUUGUAAUUGUUGAGUGUCUCUGUAACAGCUCUCUGCUCCUUCAAAGAAGCUGAAUUAGAUUUGCUAUUAGGGUAGAGGCAUUUAUCCAUCGCUUCUCUCACCUUUGGGAAUGAUUUGGAGACCUUCCCUAUCAUCUUAUUUUUCCCCACAUCCUUUUUCUCCCCAUUUUUCAUUUGAUUAAGUUAAUGAUUGUUAUAUAAUUAAAAGUGAAAUAACUUCAUCUCACCCAAAGUGAGUCUUAAAUCAGAAGUUGACACUGACUGACCAGAAGAAUGUAAGCUCCUUGAGCACAAAGAAUAGUUUUGGCAUUGUAUCCUCAGGACAUAGCACAAUGUCUAGGUGAUGAUAACAAUAGGCGCUUAAUAAAUGUUUGCCAAGCCCAGAACCAAAUCCACUGUCCCAUAGAAAAAGACCCCAGUUUUUGUUUUGCUCUUCUAAUAUGGCAGAUUUUGCUGUUGUAAUUUGGGAGCUGUUUUUUGUAUUUGGAGUAUGAAACCUUUAUCUCAUUGUCAGUGACAUCCAUGGUAGGCCGAGAUGCACCCUGGAAUUUUAUAGUAUCCAAUUUUAAGUUUUUGCUUUUUGGAAACUUCCCAAAUUGGCAUUUUAGUUGGUGGAGGACACAAAUACACUUUAAACAGUGUAAUUGCUAACAAAACCACUUAAAGGAGGCUGAUGUGAAAGACCAAAUCACGUGAAUGUAUAGUUAAAAUAUCAUCUGUAGCACUGGCUAGAGUAUUUGCAGUUAUUUUUCUAAAAUGUCGUAAUGGUUUUAUCACAUUUCCUUUAUUUAAUUGAUGAUUUGGACAGUUCCCCAGAAACUUCUGUAGCAAGUAGUCUCAGUAAUACAUUUUGUGAAUAUAUAUAUAUUCACAUGUACAUAUAUGUGUGUAUACAUAUAUAUGAAUAGUGCAAUAGAGUAGAUAGGCCAAAAUGGUGAUUAUUUUUUCAAGACUUGAUUUCUUAACAAUUUAAGAAAUGCUGGCAUAUAGAACAACAUGUAAGCUCAAUUAGUAUUUAUUGAGCUGUCUUGUCCUGUUUUUUCUUUUGAUAGUUCCCAACUAUAAUGUUCCAUUAGGGAUCUCAUAAUCUACAUAGGGCCAGUUUAUAGACUAAGCAACAGGGGCAGCUAUGUGGUGCGGUGAGUGGAGCACCGCCCUGGAGUCAGGAGGACCUGAGUUCAAAUCCAGCCUCAGACACUUGACACACUUACUAGCUGUGUGACCUUGGGCAAGUCAUUUAACCCCAAUUGCCCUGCCUUCCCCCCUCCAAAACAAAUAAGUAUAGACUAAGCAACUUAGAAGAGCACCAGAUUCCUACCAGGUCACAUCAAGUACUUUGCAGUUGUCCUAUUAAUAAAUCCCAGCCCAGUUAUCCUAUGAGAGCUUCUUCCAGUACAAAAGUAUGUCCUGGCUCUAAUGCCAGGGUGAUCAACCAGCCUACAUUUAUGUAAGGCUUCCUUGAAUGUAAGGCUCAAAAGGCAAGAGGAAGGUAGAACUAUUGGCCCACUCUUUACUGGUGUUGCAGGGGCCACGGCUUAAUAAAUCAUUUGGUUGAAGGAGAUAAUUUGUUCUCCUUGGUUGAGAGGAAUCUGAUGCUCUACUACCACCCUCUUGUCCCGUGAAGGGUUCAUCUCUACCAUUGCAGGAUGUGCUGAUCUCCCUAGAGAGCUUCCACGUAUUCAGCUUCCCCAAAGGGUCCGUAGACAAGGUCGAAGGAAGAGCUUGGAGGCUCGUUCUCCCUUCAGCCUCAGGUUGUUCAGACUAUUAUGCAUGAAUUACCUUCAAGAGCUGCAGGACAUGUUCUUUCCUUAGUCCCCAGUUCUCAUGACCACUGUACUCUGCCCUAUGUGGUCCCUAAUUAGAUUAUUAUUCCAGUUCCACCAGCAUUCUUAGGCUUCCCUUAUGUACUUACUUGGGCUUAAGGUGGGAAUGCAAUCCCAUAUACUUCAAGGGCAACAAAUCCACCAACGAUUCAAAAGUAUUUUCUUACCAACUGAAUUUAUUCCUUGUUCCUUUAUGUAAUUUGAAAAUUUAACUGGCUUAACAGCUUCAAGUGCCUCCUCAUUGAACCCUAAAUUGCCUUGUAUUUAUGCUUAUAUGUGAACAUGUUGUUUCUCGAUUAGAAUGUAAGCUCCCGGAGGGCAUGACUGACUCAUUUUUGUCUUUAUAUCUGUUGCACGUAGCAGAGUGCCUGAUACAGGCACUUAAUAAAUGCUUUUUGA
This is a messenger RNA of Trichosurus vulpecula (common brushtail), 4719 nucleotides long. It is a transcript of the gene REL, whose product is annotated as REL proto-oncogene, NF-kB subunit. Gene Ontology annotation, cellular component: cytoplasm. Lineage: Eukaryota; Metazoa; Chordata; Mammalia; Diprotodontia; Phalangeridae. The transcript is spliced from 10 exons. Gene Ontology annotation, biological process: canonical NF-kappaB signal transduction; innate immune response; cellular response to stress. The record is from RefSeq and is a predicted model, not a curated record. Bases 108 to 1874 code for a protein of 588 amino acids. Gene Ontology annotation, molecular function: DNA-binding transcription factor activity, RNA polymerase II-specific; RNA polymerase II cis-regulatory region sequence-specific DNA binding.